CUUUUUCGGGUUUGAGGUUGUAUAUUGAUCAAUCGUUCUCCAUGGUAACUCAAUGAUAUUCCCACUGUAGCCUAGCUUAACAACGCUUGAAUUGGACCUAAAAAGGAAUAUUAUAUCACUAGCCCUCAGGAUUACUAAGCGCAAUCGAAAUAUGACUGACGAUAAUUUACCAUUGAUUAAAUCCUUCAGGUCAAUCAAACCAAAAGUAAGCGUGAAAUUGGCAGAACUCUUGGAUCGCUUGGAUUUAUCGCCGUCCGUACUUUUGGAGGAAGAUGCUCUGGCAAUCGAGAGGAGUUCCUCCGCUUCAUCAGGGAUUGAAUCUAUUAAAAAUGCGGAUUGGAAGUGUGGGUACCCUGAUACAUAUUCUACGGGAAAUACUACGGACCGAAAAACAUUACUGGAAGAAUUGGCAGUCGUGAGGGCCAAACUUGAGACAUGUGUUGCGCGAAAUGACUUUUUCCACGAUCAACUAAUCGAUCACUUCAAAAGGAAACAGAUGAUGCGUGUCUACGGGGAGGCAAACGAAGAAGACCCUUUAAGAAACAAGUACUGGAAAAAAUUAUCUAAAUACGAGCAAAUGCGAGAAGAAGUUGAAUCUGGGGAGGAAGACUUUAAAGUAGAAAUCACACAACUGCGAAAAGGUUUGCGAAAAAAGACAGACGAGGCGGAUGCUGCGGUCGAAGAAUUGCUCUCUAAGCAGCGAGCAGCUGCUGCGCAAUCUUAUACAAACGGCAAACCGAUAGCCACGAAAGAAGUACAGGCGAUGAUAACACGUGAGCUUGCAAAAAUGAAGGAUAUAUCGAAAAUUCGCGUGCGGUAUGUACGUCUGAGGGACAGCCUUGUGGAGAAGGAAGUUGUUUUUGAUGCUCUGAAAAUUUUAACACCAAAUUUAGACCGAAAAGAUUUCGACCGUUUAGAAGCAGAGAACUUCUACUACCGCCACGAGCUGAGAAGGAAAGAAAAAGAGGGUGAGCGAUUGGCGAGAAAACAGGAACGCGUUUCCCGACAAUUGCAAGCGAUUCAACACAAACGAAAGAACUUGUCACGAGUUAUUAAAAUACGGCGAGAUAUCGUACAAAAAUUGAAGCAAAGAGCCGUGCAGAUAUGUCGGCAGAAACAGAUCAAAAGGAAAAAGGAGAGAGAGGUCCAACAGUACUCCGAGAAAUUUGAAUCCAUUCUGGGAUUACGCCUGUAUCCAGAAGUACAUGCGAAGAUGGAAUACUUCCAAAAUCAACACAAAGUAUGGCUUGAAAGAGUUGCGCAUCUCAUGGCUGAAAUCAAGAAUAAAGAUCGAAGCUUGCAAGACAUUGAACCGCAUCAGAACAUUCACAAACUAAAACAAACAUCGGACGAAGAAGGUACGGACGAUGAUACGUUAUCUCCUCGAAAAUCUCGACGGCCACCCCUGGGUGGGGGAUUUCUUCAAUCACUUUAUAAUACAGAACGGUAAUAGUAUGAAGCCCCGUGCCUAUUAUCCCGGUUUGCCGCUUAGCAAAUUUUCUCUUUUAUGCUACUGCAGCCGUGCCUCGCUUGCAAGAUUCAAAAUACAAAUCAUACUAGCAACGAAUAAGGUAAUUGAGUGUACUAAGCACAAAUUAAGAGGAAGGUAGAUGUAGAAAAAUGCUACAGCUGGCAAAGUACUUGUUUAAAAUGCGCCCGUAUAUACUAAACCGUGAAAUUGACGACUGUAGAAAAAUUCUUCGAUUUAUCCAAAUACCCACAUAUCUUUAAAAAUCAGAAGAAUUCCGUAAAUACAGCACAAAAUUGCAUUCUUUAUAUCGCUAGAGAAGAGUCCAGUAGCAUAAGAUAUUCUACAAGUCAUGAAUUACGAUUCAUAAUCGAUUAUAAUAAGUUGUACUAUUUUUACACAGCACAAGGAAUUUCAUUUAAUCCAUAUUAUUUAAAAAGUAAAGCUUGAAUAAGGUUCAUAAUAAUGAUAAUGAAACGUAUCCAAAUUUUAUGUAAAAGAGUUUAUAAUAUUUAGUUUAUUUUGGUGUUAUUUGGUGUACAAUAUAUUUUACCUUGGAAAUUAAUUCUCGUCAUAAAUCCAACCGCUGUGCGUUAAAUUUAUGUAAUAAAAGUUUCCGAUAAAUGAUAACUUUUACUGUGAUAUUCAUCAAACAAUUGUAUCCUUAAUAUGAAUGUAUUAGAACGGUUACAUAUUAUAUAUUACUCAUUAGGAGUACGAAUAGAAUUCUGGCAGCAUUAUAAAAUUAUCGAGUAUAUUGGUCUAGCAGUGAAACACACACCAACAGCGUCUGUAGUUGAUACUAACUAGGUAUGUACUUUAGAAAUUAAGCUUCAAACGUUUUUCAUUUGAAAACGAGAUACUGAGUGAAAGCGUUUUUUUUCUUUAAAACAUUGUUCAGUUCAGUUCAGUUUUCAAUUAACUGUAAAUUAUCGUUGUGCUUUUUGUUUGACAAUGCCUUUAAAUUAUAUUGCGCGUAGUUAUUAUACACAUUCAGCACAUUCAUUUUACAUAGAUACUUCUAUUAGACAAUUAUUUAUUGGUGUUAUUAGAAGUUAAGCUAUUGAUAAACAUUAAUUUAAUUACCAUUAUUCUAACGUUUCAGUAAAUACUCGUUUGUUAUCAUAAUAGUAAUAAUAAUAAUAAUUAUAACUAUAAAACACUGGUACUUAUUAUGUACAAUUAAAAUUCUAACAAAUUUUGGCUAUCAAGAUUAUAUUACACGAUCGAAGUGUUGCCAUUUAGGGCGAUUGCGAUUACGAUAUAAAUAUACUAAAUUCUCUCCCUUAAAAAAACAGAUAAAAAUUUUGAAAUAGGAUAACGCAAUAAAGGUUUUUACCAACGAAAAGCCGUUUAAUAAUUUUUCCUUUGAUUAUUUAACCACCCUUCACUUUUUGAAUUUUAUGUUGUCUUAGAUCAAAUGCAUAUCAUUCAUUUACAACCUACGUAUAUUGAUGUCUUCAAAUAGCAACUGAAUAUGGAUUCUAAAAGUUGAGACGACUUGCCGACAUAUCAAAUUCUGUAGCAUUAUUUUCUGGCAAUUUUUAUGUAAAUUGCAUCAUAAUAAUACAAAAUUUUGAAGAAUUCAAUUAGCAAAAAAUAUGAGUAAUAAUUUGAAUCAAAUCUAUAUCGUUUGUGUAGCACUAAUAUGGUACAUAUGAAUCACUGCACAAUUUUAUACCACGAUCAGAUUAAAAUCUGUGCCCUCACUAAAUUGUGAUGAGAACAUUAAUGCAACCUGAUAGUGUAAGAGAAAUUAAUGUUUCUAUGGUUUUAAUUGAAUAAAAAAUCGAUGAUAAAACAAUAUACAUGUGAAUACAUUGGAUAUAAAUUGCGAUGAGAUAUUGUGGAGUUGUGAUGCCUCAUGUAGGUAUACAUAUCUUCUAGGGUAACACAUUAUAAAUACAGAGUAAAAUACCUGUAUUACAGCAGUUAGAUAUUUUUCUGUAUAAACUUUAUACAGGUAUAUUUAUAUAUGUAUACAUAUAUAUAUAUAUUAUAUAUAAAAAAUAUUUCGAACUAAAUCACUUCAAAUAGGUAAAAGUAUAUUCCAAGAGAGGAUCACUUUAUAAAUCUGAACUUGAGGUGUACACUAUGCUCCCUUGCAUUAAAACCCUUCCGAAACUUGUCUAUAAAAAAUAUAUAAAAAUCAUUUUUAGCAAUUAAUUUUUAUUUCAAUUUCUUUUUUUGCUAAUGCUCGGAAAUAGUUUCCUUAACGUUCCAAGUAUGAAAAUUGUUACCACUGCGCUCGGUCAACGAGCUUACGUAAGCUUUUUACCUUUAGUUCUUACAGCAUACAGUACAACCAGAAAUAUUAGUCAUCUUCUCUGUUUAAAAUUUAAAUGAUUUCCAUUAUAUCAUUCUACCGAUACGUUUCUUUGUGAACACCAAGGUGAAUAAAAAUAUAAACAUACUAUGUGUAGGAUAAAGUGAAUUUUCUGAAAACUUUUCCAACUCGGAUCGUGAGUUCAAUUGACAGGCAUUGCUGUCUGAUUAUUAGGUUUGAAAUACAGUGACAGAAAAUGAAUAUAAAUAUAGAAUCGAAAAGAAUUUACAUUAUUUUAUGGAGAAAUUAAAAAAUUGUGUCCAGAAAAUUCACCUUGACCAGAUUUCCCCUGCAUACGCCUUUUGUAUCGACUUUCUUAAGCCCACUAACUAGCCAUACAUAAUCAGUUCAAAAAGAUGAUGGCACCGCAGCAUUAGAUUACUUGUAUUAUAAUAUAAUAUUGUCGAUAUUUUUUCGCUCAAUUUUCACGUCUGAGAAAUUUGUUUUCUAUCAGUUUCCUAAUGGAUAGAUCCUAAAAUCUAAUCAACAGUUUGAUUCCGAUCAAUGAUACCGAAUGCAAGACGUUUCUUUUUCAUCGGUAAGUGGCCAAUCAAAAAUACUCAUGUUUUUAUACAAAUAUGAAAUUUCACUGAACUUGACCAUACAACAGACAACAGCUAUGCAUACAUCUGAGAAGAAAACUCGUGCA
Molecule: messenger RNA, 4443 nt
Organism: Diprion similis
Lineage: Eukaryota; Metazoa; Arthropoda; Insecta; Hymenoptera; Diprionidae
Product: DNA ligase 1-like
Exons: 4
Coding region: 152-1450 (432 amino acids)
Source: RefSeq, a predicted model, not a curated record